Molecule: messenger RNA, 1287 nt
Organism: Sordaria macrospora k-hell
Lineage: Eukaryota; Fungi; Ascomycota; Sordariomycetes; Sordariales; Sordariaceae
Source: RefSeq, a predicted model, not a curated record
AUGUCCUUCGUCCUAGCUCGCACUCAACCUUUAACCUCGAGGCUUUUCACAUCGCCGAGUCGUCGCACUCAAGUUUCCCUUCACCGAACAGCUUCAGCUUUCUUCUCAACAACCACCAAAAUGGGCGCCCUCACCGAAAACCUCGAGUUCCCCUUCCGCCGCGCCUCCGGCCUCGACCCUCCCCCCGGAGUUCGCCCCCUCGCCUGGAUGGUGACCAAGUACCACGACGUCUGCCAGGUGGCCACGGAUGAGCGGCUGUCCAAGGAGCGCACACGGCCCGGCUUCCCCGAGCUAAGCGCGGGCGGAAAGGAGGCGGCCAAGAACCGGGCCACGUUCGUGGACAUGGAUCCGCCCAAGCACAUGCAGUAUCGUGGCAUGGUUCAGCCCAUCUUCAACAUUGAGCAUAUCCAGGAGCUGAAGCCUUACAUCCAGAAGACGGUGGAUGACUUGCUGGAGAAGAUGAAGAGUAAGGGAUGUGAGGGGGGGCCGGUGGAUUUGGUGCAGAAUUUUGCGUUGCCGGUGCCUUCUUAUAUCAUCUAUACCAUCCUUGGCGUCCCGUUUGAGGACCUCGAGUUUUUGACCCAGCAGAACUCAAUCCGUACGAACGGAAGUUCAACAGCGCGUGAGGCGUCUGCUGCUAAUCAGGAGCUCCUCGGCUACCUCCGCCGCCUAGCUGAGGAUCGUCUGAAGGAACCCAAGGACGACUUGAUCAGCAAACUCAUGACGGAGCAAGUCAAGACCGGCAAACUCGACGUCCCCGAUGCCGUCCAGAUGGCUUUUCUCUUGCUAGUGGCCGGCAAUGCCACCAUGGUGAACAUGAUUGCCUUGGGCAUCGUAACCCUCUUUCAGAACCCCUCCCAACUCGAAGAACUCAAGCGCGACCCCUCCGUCAUCCCCGGCUUCGUCGAAGAGCUCAGCCGGUUCCACACGGCUUCGGCCAUGGCCAUCCGCCGCGUCGCCAAGGAGGACCUCGAGAUCGGCGGCAGGACCAUCAAGAAGGGUGAGGGCGUCAUUGCCUCCAACUUGUCGGCCAACCGCGACGAGGAGGUCUUCAAGGACGCGGACAAGUUCGAUAUGCAUCGCGAAUGGCCUGAGAGGGAGCUGGGCUUUGGGUGGGGAGAACAUAGGUGUAUCGCGGAGUUUUUGGCCAAGGCGGAGAUGAGGGCUGUCUUUGGAACCAUCUUCAAGAAGUUGCCGAAUCUCAAGAUUGCGGUACCCAUGGACAAGAUCGAGUACACGCCUCUCGAUCGCGAUGUUGGAAUCGUUAAGUUGCCUGUCACAUGGUAA